AUGUCAUCUAUAGUUGAGAAAUUUAACGUUGGCAAGGCCACAGCUGUAAGAAUUGUGCGUCGUGUUGCAAAAGCACUUUGUCAAUUGUCACCAAGAUAUAUAGUAUGGCCAAGAAAUGAUAAAAUACAGGAUAUUAUACUUGGAUUUUCUCGUAAAAAUGGUUUCCCUGAUACAAUUGGAGCCAUAGACGGUACCCAUAUAACUAUUCCAGCACCUAUAGAAAAUGCAGAAGCAUACAUCAAUCAAAAAGGUCGUCAUUCUAUUCAUCUGCAGGCAGUGUGCGAUCAUAUAAUGCAGUUCACGCAUGUAUAUGUGAGAAAUGUAGGAUCAGUUCAUGAUGCUCGUAUUUUUCGCUUAUCAGCUCUCCAGGAUUAUAUAAAUGAUCCCAACAAGUUUCCCAAUAAUACUCAUUUAAUUGGAGACGCCGCAUAUGGACUGCAUCAACAUCUUUUAGUUCCAUAUGUGGACAACGGACACCUCACAGAACGACAAAAGAAUUACAAUUAUUACCAUUCUUCAACGAGAAUGGUAAUAGAAAGGGCAUUUGCACUUUUAAAAGGACGCUGGAGAAGUCUCUUACAGUUACUAGCAAUUAAUCGUAUUGAUUUUACACCAUAUCAUAUAUCAGCGUGUUGUGUGCUUCACAACAUUUGUUUAUUAAAAAAAGACGAAUUGAGAUUAGAAGAUGAUGUUAUUGUUUUUGAUAUAGAAGAAGUAGAAUUACAAAGGGAAAGAAUUAGAUAUAAUGAUAGAAUUAUUGCAGAAGCUAAGAAACUUAACAUAUGUAAUAAUUUAGAUAUGAGAAAUGCUCAGAAUGUUCAAAAUGGAUAG
This is a messenger RNA of Trachymyrmex cornetzi, 831 nucleotides long. RefSeq names its product putative nuclease HARBI1. The transcript is spliced from 3 exons. The record is from RefSeq and is a predicted model, not a curated record. Lineage: Eukaryota; Metazoa; Arthropoda; Insecta; Hymenoptera; Formicidae. The coding region runs from base 1 to 831 and encodes 276 amino acids.